CAUAAGACCUUGGUCAUUUUUGUGACGGCAGAAUGUGUUAAUCGAGCUUCAUCUUCAUUAUCACAUUCAUCUGGUAGUACUACGGUAUUGAUACGACAGUCGAUGGACUUCAAUAGUGGGACGACGUCAACCAAGCCUAUGUACAAGGUAUGUACAGUACUUCGUCGUAGGAUACUCUUGAAAUAG
Molecule: messenger RNA, 186 nt
Organism: Haemonchus placei
Lineage: Eukaryota; Metazoa; Nematoda; Chromadorea; Rhabditida; Trichostrongylidae
Source: the annotation of a GenBank genome assembly